UAUAGUCUUCCUUCAAAAAAAAUAAAAUAUUAUACAUGAAUGACGCCUCCAUUACCUAGAAAAGUACAAAAGAAAAAAGAAUUGAUUUUCGUUCACAACUAGAAUAAGCCAAAGUGAUCACAAGAAUGAAAUCAAAUCUUUUCCUUUUAUACUUAGAAACAUCAUCAAUGAAAAUUUGAUGGAGGACAAGAAAUCAAACAUAAUUGCUGUUUUUCUCAUCAUGGCCUUGAUCACUGCCACCAUCGUCGCACGCGUUUCGCUUGGACUUUCCAAGUCUUUCUUUCUCAUCGCAGGAGCUGAUGGAGCCGCAAUCGUUGCUGUCAUAGCAUUUGCUUUUGCCAGAAGGCAUUUCAAUCGGCGAAGAAGAUUGGUAGAGACUCGAUUGGUCUCAGAAGGCCAAGAGCUUCGAAUUGAGUACAGUUUUCUAAGGAAAGUAGCAGGAGUUCCCACAAAAUUCAGGUACCGGGAGCUGGAGGAAGCGACAGAUGGGUUCCAAUCCUUGGUUGGAAGAGGAUCAUCGGCUUCAGUUUUCAAGGGAAUUUUAAAUGAUGGGACAUCGGUAGCUGUAAAAAGGAUCGAGGGAGAGGAGAGAGGUGAUAGGGAAUUCAGAUCAGAAGUUGCAGCCAUUGCUAGUGUUCAGCACGUCAACUUAGUUCGCCUUAUUGGGUACUGUUGUGUGCCCACAGGUCCAAGGUUUCUGGUUUACGAGUUCAUCCGAAAAGGGUCUUUGGACAAAUGGAUCUUCCCUCAAAGUGAAAAUCGCAGUAACCGUGGAGGUGGAGGUGGAUGCUUGUCUUGGGACUUGAGGUGUAGGGUCGCCAUCGAUGUGGCUAAGGCACUUUCUUACCUACACCAUGAUUGUCGCUCGCGGAUCUUACACCUUGAUGUGAAGCCCGAAAACAUUCUUCUUGAUGAGAAUCAUCGAGCUCUUGUAUCGGAUUUUGGGCUCUCUAGGCUAAUGGGAAAGGAUGAGAGUAGAGUGGUAACAACCAUUCGUGGGACUAAAGGUUACUUGGCUCCAGAGUGGCUUUUAGAACAUGGUAUUUCAGAAAAAUGUGACAUUUAUAGCUUUGGAAUGGUGCUUUUGGAGAUCAUAGGUGGCAGGAGAAAUGUAUGCGUUAUUGACAAUCGCAACGAUAAGUCUAAGAGGAAAUUUCAGUAUUUUCCCAAGAUUGUGAGUGAGAGAUUGAGACAAGGAAAUCUAAUGGAAGUGGUUGACAAUAGGAUAAUAGAAGGAGGAGGGGUUGAGGAGAGGGAAGUGAGGAGGUUGGUUUGUGUGGCUUUGUGGUGCAUACAAGAGAAGGCUAGGCUUAGGCCAAGUAUGACUAAAGUAGUUGAAAUGCUUGAAGGGCGAGUGCACGUGGAAGAGCCACCGGAGACUCAAAUGAUCAUCGUUGAUCUUUUAUCAAUCGAUGAACAAGAAGAAGAAGAAGAGCCAAAUCCCGGUUAUGACAGGCGAAGAAUUGCAGCAUUGGCGCGACCUCAGGUAGAUAGUGACUGUAUUCCUAGCUCAGCUUCUGGAUCAUUUUCAAUGUCAGUUUUAUCAGGCCGAUAGUACUGGGAAUCAUUCAAUCUUUUUUAUCAGAUUCUUGGUGGCCUUGGUUCAUUUUGCUUUGAUUUACAUAAAUUUUUUUUAAUCCCUUUUUUGGCAAUCUAAAUAAAAGAAGAUAAGAUUCAUUUUUGGUUGUUGAGAAAA
Camellia sinensis is the source of this 1696-nucleotide messenger RNA. The record is from RefSeq and is a predicted model, not a curated record. NCBI's taxonomy places the organism in Eukaryota, Viridiplantae, Streptophyta, Magnoliopsida, Ericales, Theaceae.